UCUCCACCUGGGUAUAAAGGUGGAUUUCUUGGACUUUUUAUUCCAUUUCGUCUUCCCAUUCACCAUGGUUUGUUUGGCCAACGCCGUCCUACCGGAACUUAUGCUGACAUUGUGGGGAUGUUCGUGGCUCCAUCUGGUGGCCAGUAGCAGGGAUACAAUCAACUGUUCACCCCAGGUGAAUCUUCCAUGUACAGUAUACACUUACAAUGACUGCGCUAUCAGGGAGUUCGAGCCCCGCCAUAUGGACCUAUAUUCUGGUCCCGGACCUGCUGUACCCCUGAAGUUAAACGUGUACCAGUCCAAUGUAGGGAGCCGUCAUAACUCGACACAUUACUCACGACCUGCACUGACUGUAUUCUGGUGGCCACUAUCAAACAGUUUUGACGAGUUAACAGGAUAUGAGAUUUCGAUGCAAGGUAUAAAGGGCGUCGCUAAAGGCACUCGCAGAUGUUUUGUUAUCGACACUAGAUACUCUAAUGUGACAGCAAAUGAUCAGGUAAUUGAAUAUGUGCCUUUUUGCAUCUUCUUCAGAAAAUGGCAAUUUUGAAAGAUUCUGACAAUUUUUGCUUUAAUUGUGAUUUUGGAGAAUAAAUGUUUUGUGUUGGAACUUUGCUACCAAUACGGCAUAAAAUCUAGAAAAAGGUCCAGCAGGUUCAUACUUCAAUACCCCAGGACCUAGAU
Molecule: messenger RNA, 681 nt
Organism: Pecten maximus
Lineage: Eukaryota; Metazoa; Mollusca; Bivalvia; Pectinida; Pectinidae
Exons: 4
Coding region: 65-547 (160 amino acids)
Source: RefSeq, a predicted model, not a curated record